AUGCUAAUUUUCGUCUUUUUAUACUUUAUUAGCAGUUUCAUCUCUUAUAUACUGUGUAAAGUUUUCCCUCCUACUGUGCCAGUAUAUGGCCACCUACAGGAUGAUAGCAACGAAAACGUUAACAAACCAUUCAUUUUUUAUACAGAAUCACUACAGAGUUUGGAAAAAAAUAUAAACAAGUUCAAAACAAAAUAUAAAGAAAGUAAUGACGUUCAUAACGGUCACGCGAUAGUCUACUUUACCAAUAACAAUCAUUUUUUGAUUUCGGAAGUCGAUGCCGAACCCAAACGACAAGUACCUAAAAUGCAAAAUGAGAAUACUCAUACAAGUUUUGAUUUGUUCUCACAAGGAUUCCCUAAACACUGGGUAGAGUUUUACACCACCGACGUGAAUCAAACCCUUGACAAAGCAGGAUUCGUAGUACAAACAUUGACUGUUGUUAAUGAUGAAUCAGCAAAGGGAGAGAUUGCAUACUCAAGAGGCAUAGCAAACAAGUUCACUUUAGAAUACGAUAUAAGCACCACUUUAUUCGAAGGUUUAUUUGCUGUUGUUGGUGGCACCCUGGGAGCAGCAUUUACUCCAGAGAUAACUUUUGCAAAGAGUGCUUCGACAUACUAUUCUUGUCCCGUAAUUAGAGGUAGGACUGCUCAAAUUAAAGUGUUCCCCACAACAACCACGCUUAAACCAUUGAAGAGAAAAGUGCUUUGGAAUGAAGCAAAGCGCAAGUUUAUCCCAGAUUUAGAUUUCGAGAAAAGUGGAAAACUAGCUCUUAUAUUUUUAACAGGAUUAGAAGACGUUGAAUGUAGCUAUAUAUGA
This is a messenger RNA of Lodderomyces elongisporus, 816 nucleotides long. RefSeq lists its product as uncharacterized. The record is from RefSeq and is a predicted model, not a curated record. The transcript has a single exon. The coding region runs from base 1 to 816 and encodes 271 amino acids. NCBI's taxonomy places the organism in Eukaryota, Fungi, Ascomycota, Pichiomycetes, Serinales, Debaryomycetaceae.